AGAGGAACUUGGGUCUUCUGCGCAGCUGCACAGCAGUGAGAGUGGCGGAGAGGAGAGACAGCCGAGCCAACAACUUCCAUACUCUCAUUUGUUGCUCUCAUUAAACGAUUCUGCGAAUUCGGUUAUUGAUCCCCGCUUCGCUCUCUAGUGGUUAUUAUAUGACUAUUCAACGGUGAAAUUGUGAGCUGGAGCGGCAGCUUGUGGAUACCGUGGUGGCACACUUGUGUAUUUGUGUGUGUCUGUGGUGAGCGCGUGUGAGUCAGUGUGUGCGUGUGUGAUUUUAUGUCCUCCCGCGCUUCAGCUGCGAACACAGAGCGAAGUUGUCGGGGGUGGUCUCGGCUCAUACAGUCAUUGGUCUCCGCAGAGGAUCACAGUUGCGCUUUUCUUGAAGAGCUCGAGCUCUAGCAGGGAUAAAGACCCGGGAGGCGCGACCUGAGCUCGAGAAUGUCCUUGUAUGACUAGAGCCAAGUCUUUACCCGUGUUUGGAGCACGGAAUUACCCCGGUUUUGAACUUGUUGCUGGUUCGUUUCCACCCUCUUGCCAAGGGGAGACUAUUCUGGAUACUUUUGUGUGCAGUGAGGAUUAUUUUAUAUUAGAAAGAGAACGGAAAGCUUUUUUUCAAACCAGUCGCUUUUACGCAGAGAUGUCCUCUCGCCGCGCUGUGGUUCUGUGAUCGCCCACCGGAGCGUCGAGAGCUCUUCACCCGGACCGGGUCGCACACAGUGGGUCACCAUGGCAGCGGGAGUGGCGGCGUGGUUACCCUUCGCCCGGGCGGCUGCUAUAGGAUGGAUGCCGGUAGCCAGUGCGCCCAUGCCGACGCCCCCGCCGGACAACCGGCGAAAACAGGAAGGCCUCAUCUUGCUCAAUGUCAGCGGUCAGAAGUUCCAGACGUGGCGGAAUACUUUGGAGAGGUACCCGGACACUUUACUGGGCAGCACGGAGCGGGAAUUCUUCUUCCACGAGGAGACAAACGAAUACUUUUUCGACCGUGACCCUGAUAUUUUCAGACACAUUCUGAACUUCUACCGUACCGGGAAGCUGCACUACCCGCGCCAGGAGUGCAUCUCGGCCUACGAUGAGGAGCUGGCCUUCUUUGGAAUCAUACCGGAGAUCAUAGGGGACUGCUGCUAUGAAGAGUACAAGGACCGGCGGCGGGAAAACCAGGAGAGAAUCCAGGAUGACGAAGACAGCGAGAACCAGAACGAUAUGGUCCCGCCGGAUAUGACAUUCAGAGAAACCAUGUGGCGGGCAUUCGAGAACCCCCACACGAGCACCAUGGCCCUGGUGUUUUAUUACGUCACCGGCUUCUUCAUUGCGGUUUCCGUGAUGGCCAACGUGGUGGAGACAGUCCCGUGCGGGACUUUGCCAAACCGGGUCAAACAGGUGUCGUGCGGGGAACGGUACGCCUUGGCAUUUUUCUGUCUGGAUACGGCCUGCGUCAUGAUCUUCACCGUGGAGUACCUGCUGCGUCUAAUGGCGGCGCCCAGCCGCUGGAACUUCAUCAAGAGCGUGAUGAGCGUCAUCGACGUGGUGGCCAUCAUGCCCUACUACAUCGGCUUAGUCAUGACGGACAACGAAGAUGUCAGCGGGGCCUUCGUCACCCUGAGGGUCUUCCGAGUUUUCAGGAUUUUCAAAUUCUCCCGCCACUCUGCGGGGCUGCGCAUCCUGGGCUACACGCUGAAGAGCUGCGCUUCGGAGCUGGGCUUCCUGCUCUUCUCCCUCACCAUGGCCAUCAUCAUCUUCGCCACCGUCAUGUUCUACGCCGAGAAGGGCUCCUCAGCCAGCAAGUUCACCAGCAUCCCAGCAGCCUUCUGGUACACCAUCGUCACCAUGACAACUCUGGGAUAUGGAGACAUGGUUCCUAAGACCAUUGUGGGGAAGAUCGUUGGUUCUGUCUGUUCUCUGAGCGGUGUGUUGGUCAUCGCCCUGCCUGUGCCCGUCAUCGUGUCCAACUUCAGCCGCAUUUACCACCAGAGCCAGCGGGCAGACAAGAGACGCGCCCAAAAGAAAACCAAGCUUGCUAGAAUUGCCGCGAGGAAGAGUGGAGGGACUAACACUUAUUUGCUGUAUAAACGCAACGAGCUGCUGAGUGACCUCAUCGACGAGGCGUCAAAGGCAGCAGGCCAGGCGCUGGUGUGCAAGGCCAACCCCAUGUUCGAUACACACCACAAUCACCUAUUGCACUGCCUGGAGAAGACCACGAAUCAUGAGUUUGUGGAUGAGCAAACGUUUGAGACCAGCCUGCUGGAGGUUUCCAUGGGGAAGCACCCACCUUGCUCCCCCUCCCUCUCCUCUGGCUCCUCCUCCCAAGGCCUGUCGUGCUGCUCGCGACGCAACAAGAGGAAGAGCUUCAACGUGCCCAACUCCAACAUGACUGGAGGGCAUAGGAACAGCAUCCAGGAGCUUAGCACCAUCCACAUCAGAGAGAGACCCAUCACUAACAGUCGCUCCAGUCUGAAUGCUAAGUUCGAAGAGACGGUGCCUCUGAACUGCAAGCAGCCCUACAUCACGGCGGCCGUCAUCACACUGCCCACGCCGCCCAACACCACGCCCGAGGACGACGGCUCCGCCUCCUCCCCAGACUACUCCCAGGCCAACAUCGUCAGGGUGUCUGCUCUCUAGGCCCCUCGCCCCCACCACCACCACCACCAUCACCAUGGCAACCCUAAGACGGAGAGAGUGAGAGAGAGAGAGAUAGAGAAGAGAGACCCUUCCCUGCUCCAAUCAGAGAACGGUGUUUGCAGGGGGGGAAAGGGGUAAGGGGGAGGUGUAGUAGUUGGGGGUACAGUU
Molecule: messenger RNA, 2790 nt
Organism: Coregonus clupeaformis (lake whitefish)
Lineage: Eukaryota; Metazoa; Chordata; Actinopteri; Salmoniformes; Salmonidae
Product: potassium voltage-gated channel subfamily D member 2-like
Exons: 7
Coding region: 733-2622 (629 amino acids)
Biological process (GO): protein homooligomerization; potassium ion transmembrane transport
Cellular component (GO): membrane; voltage-gated potassium channel complex
Molecular function (GO): A-type (transient outward) potassium channel activity; protein binding
Source: RefSeq, a predicted model, not a curated record